Messenger RNA from Malassezia japonica, 1356 nucleotides. RefSeq names its product alpha-tubulin (gene TUB1). The record is from RefSeq and is a predicted model, not a curated record. Bases 1 to 1356 code for a protein of 451 amino acids. The transcript has a single exon. Gene Ontology annotation, biological process: microtubule cytoskeleton organization; nuclear division; nuclear migration by microtubule mediated pushing forces. Gene Ontology annotation, cellular component: nucleus; spindle; cytoplasm. Lineage: Eukaryota; Fungi; Basidiomycota; Malasseziomycetes; Malasseziales; Malasseziaceae. Gene Ontology annotation, molecular function: GTP binding; structural constituent of cytoskeleton.
AUGAGGGAAGUUCUUUCGCUGCACGUUGGUCAGGCCGGUAUCCAGAUCGGUAACGCUUGCUGGGAGCUCUAUCUCCAGGAGCACGGUCUUACUCCUGACGGUCGUAUCACCGACGAGAGCAAGUCCAAGAACGACGAUGGUUUCUCGACCUUUUUCAGCGAGACGGGCCGUGGCAAGUACGUCCCCCGCUCGAUCUACGUUGAUCUUGAGCCCAAUGUGGUGGAUGACGUGCGCAACGGCCCCUUCCGUGACCUGUUCCACCCCGAGACGCUCGUGACCGGCAAGGAGGACGCGGCGAACAACUACGCGCGUGGCCACUACACCAUCGGUAAGGAGCUUAUCGACCAGACCAUGGACCGCGUGCGCAAGCUCGCCGAUGCCUGCUCUGGUCUCCAGGGCUUCUUUGUCUUCCACUCGUUCGGUGGUGGCACGGGUUCCGGUUUCGGUUCGCUGCUUCUCGAGCGCCUGGCGCAGGACUACGGCAAGAAGGCCAAGCUCGAGUUCUCCGUGUACCCCGCUCCUAUGAUGAGCAGCUCGGUGGUGGAGCCGUACAACUCGGUGCUCACCACGCACACCACGCUCGAGAACUCGGACUGCUCGUUCAUGGUGGACAACGAGGCGAUCUACGAUAUCUGCAAGCGCAACCUCGGUAUCAGCGCCCCCAGCUACACGAACCUGAACCGUCUCAUUGCCCAGGUGGUCUCGUCGAUCACCGCUUCGUUGCGCUUUGACGGUUCGCUGAACGUGGACCUGAACGAGUUCCAGACCAACCUGGUGCCCUACCCCCGUAUCCACUUCCCCCUGGCCACCUACGCCCCGAUCAUCUCGGCGGACAAGGCGUUCCACGAGCAGAACAGCGUCGCAGAGAUGACCACCUCGUCCUUCGAGAAGGGCAACCAGAUGGUCAAGUGCGACCCCCGCGACGGCAAGUUUAUGGCGUGCUGUCUGCUGUACCGCGGCGACGUCGUCCCCAAGGACGUCAACUCGGCGGUGAGCCUGAUCAAGACCAAGCGCACCAUCCAGUUUGUCGACUGGUGCCCGACCGGUUUCAAGAUUGGUAUCUGCAACGAGCCCCCGGCGCUCGUGCCCGGCGGCGACCUCGCCAAGGUCUCGCGCUCGCUCUGCAUGCUUGCCAACACUACGGCCAUCGCCACCGCGUGGCAGCGCCUCGACCGCAAGUUCGACUUGCUCUACUCGAAGCGCGCCUUUGUCCACUGGUACGUCGGCGAGGGUAUGGAGGAGGGCGAGUUCAGCGAGGCCCGCGAGGACCUCGCUGCCCUCGAGAAAGACUACGAAGAGGUGGGCGAGGACACGGCCUACGCGGACGAAGAGGGUCUCGAUGCGGAAGAGUAUUAG